Molecule: messenger RNA, 945 nt
Organism: Closterium sp. Yama58-4
Lineage: Eukaryota; Viridiplantae; Streptophyta; Zygnematophyceae; Desmidiales; Closteriaceae
Source: the annotation of a GenBank genome assembly
AUGCUUUUGGAAGACAUUCGCAGCGACACGGUUGACUUUGCACCCAACUUCGACGCAUCAACCAACGAGCCAACAGUGCUUCCUGCUCGCAUCCCUGUGCUACUUCUCAACGGCUCUCAAGGCAUUGCGGUAGGCAUGGCUACCAACAUCCCCCCCCACAAUCUGACCGAGCUCGUGGAUGCCCUCUCAGCGUUCAUUGACAACCCUGCCAUCAGCACAGAGCAGCUCAUGCAGAUCUGUAAAGGCCCAGACUUCCCUACUGGAGGGGUCAUCCUCGGCACAUCGGGCAUGGAGGAGGCAUAUCGCACGGGAAGAGGAUCCAUAGUGGUGCGGGGGAGGGCGUAUGUGGAGGAGCUGGGCGGAGGGGGAGCAGGGAGCAGAGGCAACCGGAUUGGCAUUGUGAUCACAGAGCUCCCAUAUCAAACCAAUAAGGCCGCACUGGUGGAAAAGAUGGCUGAACUGGUUAACAGAAAAGUGGUGGAGGGCGUGAGUGACAUUCGUGAUGAGAGCGACCGGGGGGGCAUGCGCGUGGUCGUGGAGGUGAAACGCGGCGCCACCCCCAUGGCUGUGCUGGCAUCGCUGUACAAACACACUCAGCUGCAGUCGCGCUUCAACUGCAACCUGGUGGGCCUGGUCAAUGGCGAGCCCAAGGAAAUGACUCUCAGGGACUUUUUCCAGGGUCUGCUCAUCGGUCUCAGAAGCCUGGAUCGGAUGGUGGACAUUCUCAAGGCGGCUGCCACUCCUGCUGAUGCUGCUGCCACCCUCCAGCAAGGUGCUUUCGUUCGAACCCAUCCCAUCCACUCCCCCAACCCUUUCUCCCGAGCCCUCCUUCCCCUGUCCUUCCCCAUUCUGUGGAGGAAGACAACUGCAGUGCAGUAUGGUGUUUCUCUGACGACUUUUAAGGUGCCUCAAAAGUCCUUCCCCUGUCCUUCCCCCAUUCUGUAA